Molecule: messenger RNA, 2215 nt
Organism: Cryptococcus deneoformans JEC21
Lineage: Eukaryota; Fungi; Basidiomycota; Tremellomycetes; Tremellales; Cryptococcaceae
Product: cytoplasm protein, putative
Exons: 13
Coding region: 90-2123 (677 amino acids)
Molecular function (GO): metalloaminopeptidase activity
Source: RefSeq, a predicted model, not a curated record
GCUGUGCUUGCUCAGUCACCACAGAUUUCUCGCUGCUCAAUUGUAACGAAACCAAUCUUCAGCUUUUACAUCUUGCAUACUGCACUGUCAUGGCCUGUUUUCUCCCCUCCAGCAGGGCCCCCGGUCCUAUCCGCCUUGAAGACUCUUUGUCUGAUAUUAUCCUCGAGAAAUCGACCAAUCUUGAGCUCCCGACCUAUGACACUCUCGAUGGUAGCGAAGAGCUCGAACAGCGCCUGAAAGCACUCAAAGACGAAAUUCAGGAUGCAAAGGUCGAUUGGUACAUAGUACCGAGUGAAGAUGAACACCAAUCUGAAGAAGUAGGAGAUUCGGAGAAGCGCCGUCAGUACAUAUCAGGCUUCACAGGUUCAGCCGGUACCGCUCUCAUCCCCUCCUCGACAUCUCAAUCAGCGCUCUUGUUCGUCGACUCGCGAUACUGGAUACAAGCAGAACAACAAGUACCCAAAGGGUGGAAAGUGGUCAGAGUCGGGUCAAGUAGCGGGGGAGGAAGUGGGAGAGCGGAUGCACAGAGUGGCUGGAUGGACUGGGUCGUGAACAAGCUGGAAGACGGGUCAAGAGUUGGGAUCGAUCCGAAACUCAUAUCUCUGGACCUUGUUCACUUGAUCCAAUCGCGCCUGUCAUCAAUAGACUCUUCCAUCACCCUCGUUCCACUGUCGACCAACCUCAUCGACAAAAUUCGCAAUGUCCCUGCCCGUUCCCUUGGCCCUAUCAGCCCCUACCCUCUCGCUUUGUCAGGGGAAGAUACGCCUUCCAAACUCUCUCGUGUUCGAAAGGCCAUUUCGCAGGCUGUGGGAGGGAAUAGGAAGAGCAAAGUAAAGGAAUGGGUGUAUAUUCUACCUACAUUACCUGCUAUCGCCUGGCUGCUCAACUAUCGUUGUCCUUCGGAUAUACCCUUCUGUCCGGUAGCUUAUGCCUAUCUCGUCCUCACACCGUCCCAGUGUGCUGUAUUUGUGGAUAAGCGUAAAGUUGAGAAUGAGCUAGAUGAGAGAUGGAAAGGGGAAGAUGUUGAAGUGAGAGACUAUGGAGUUGAAGAGGUAGGGAAAUUUGUGAAGGCAUUCGUAAAUGAGAAUUCAGAGGAGAGAAACGUAAGGGUAUUUAGCCCUGCAGAGUGCAGCUGGGCUCUAGCCGAGGCAUGUUCACCUUCCAAAAUAGCCACCAUCACUUGUCCCGUAGACGUCCUUAAAGCAGUGAAAAACCCUGUCGAACAGCAAAACUUUCGUAAUGCAUACCUCAGGGACGGACGGGCCAUGGUCAGAUGGUUGGCAUGGCUGGAGAAGAUGUUGCUCAAGAACGGGAAAAAGGUUGGAGAAUGGGCUGCUGCCCAAGGCUUGACAAGAGAAAGGAGAAAGGAAGACUACUUUGCCGGCCUUGCGUAUGAGGACAUCUCUGCUUCUGGUCCUAACUCUGCUUUGCCACAUUAUGCUCCUCAGCGAGGAAAGGACAGGUUGAUUGACCCGGAUACCACUUAUCUGAUCGACUCUGGAGCACAAUAUCAGGACGCGACCAUUGAUACCACUCGCACUUUUUACUUUGGCUCUACCCCUUCCCCCGAGCUCAAACGCGCAUAUACCCGGGUGCUUCAAGGACAUAUCGCAGUCAGUAUGGCCAAGUUCCCUAGAGGCAUGCCGGGGGAUAGGUUGGGCAUGCUUGCGAGGAAAGCGCUUUAUGACGAUGGAUUAGAUUUUGGGCAUGGAGUAGGUCAUGGGAUAGGUUCGUAUCUCGGCGUACAUGAAAACCCGAUGUACUCGCACGAUAUCGCCUUUAAACCGGGUCAUAUUACCACUGUCGAGCCUGGAUAUUACAAAGAGGGAAAGUGGGGUAUCCGAAUUGAAUCGGUCUUGUUAUGUAAACAAGUCGAGACUCCAGAGGACGGGGAAGCAUCUCAGUUCCUUGAAUGGGAACGAAUCACUCAGGUGCCAAUCCAAACUUCGCUCGUUGAUUGGUCGCUUAUGGCAAAGUACGAGAUGCGCUGGCUGAAUGAACACAAUAAAACAGUUCAAGAAGCUUUGGAGCCGCUUUUGCAGGGUGAUGAGGAUGCAGAAGCUAGGGAAUGGUUGAAAAAGGCUUGCAAACCCCACAAGGUUUGGCCUUGGGAUGGAGUGUAGGUUAUUAUGGAUACAAUUGAGACUUUUGUGUACGAAAGAAACCUUUUUUGGGGGGGGAUCAUGACUAAAAUGUGUCCUAUGCAUACUGAAUC